Molecule: messenger RNA, 7002 nt
Organism: Anolis sagrei ordinatus
Lineage: Eukaryota; Metazoa; Chordata; Lepidosauria; Squamata; Anolidae
Source: RefSeq, a predicted model, not a curated record
CGAGCUCAGAGAGAAAGAAGCGCGGCGGGGCUGAGCUCGGCGGUCCCGCUCCUCCUGCGCCCAGCCCCGGGUGGGGGGCUCCUGCGACGGGAGGCAGAGGCAGAAGCAGGCCGAAAGAAAAAUGGUGGCUCUCCCAACCCUUGGUCUCCUCCUCCUCCUCCUCGUGGUCGGCUAUGGCUCCUCUGAGAACUCCAGCACCUCCAGAGGCUGCGGACUGGACAUCCUUCCUCAGUACGUGUACCUCUGCGAUCUGGAUGCUAUCUGGGGGAUCGUUGUGGAAGCAGUGGCUGGCGCCGGGGUCUUGACCACACUGCUUCUCAUGCUGAUCUUGCUGGCACGGCUGCCGUUCAUCAAAGAGAAAGAGAAGAAGAGCCCACUGGGGGUGCAUUUCCUCUUCCUUCUUGGGACCUUGGGACUCUUUGGCUUGGCGUUUGCCUUCAUCAUCGAGGAAGACGAGACUCUCUGCUCCGUGCGCAGGUUCCUGUGGGGGGUCCUCUUUGCCCUGUGCUUCUCGUGCUUGGUCGCUCAGGCCUGGAGGCUCCGGAGACUCGUCCGCCACGGCAAAAGCCCGUCCGGAUGGCAGCUGGCUGGUGCGGCCAUCUGCCUUGCCCUGGUCCAAGUUAUUAUUGCAACGGAAUGGCUGAUACUGACCAUUGUGAGGGACGGGAAGCUGGCCUGCCAUUACGAGCCGAUGGAUUUCGCCAUGGCGUCCAUCUAUGUGAUGUUUCUGAUGGUGGUGGCUCUGGGCUUUUCUUUUUUCACAGUUUGCGGCAAGUUCAAGAAGUGGAAGAAGAAUGGUGUGUGCCUCAUUCUCACCAGCUUUUUCUCAGUCCUGCUUUGGGUUGCAUGGCUGGCAAUGUAUCUGUAUGGGAAUAAAGAACUUGGGAGGCGGGACCAGUGGCGGGACCCAACGCUCGCCAUUGCGCUGGUCUCCAGCGGUUGGGUCUUUGUGGUCUUUCACGCCAUCCCAGAGGUCCACUGCUCCAUCCUUCCAUCUCAGCAAGAAAACACACCUAAUUAUUUUGACACUUCACAACCGCGCAUGCGAGAGACUGCGUUUGAGGACGAUUUACAGCUUCCACGGAGCUACAUGGAAAACAAAGCCUUUUCAAUGGAUGAGCAUAAUGCAGCUUUGCGGACGGCAGGGUUUCGCAACGGCAGUUUGGGAAGCCGCCCUAGCGCUCCCUUCCGAAGCAACGUCUAUCAGCCCACCGAGAUGGCUGUUGUCCUGAAUGGUGGGACUAUUCCAACUGCUCCACCAAGUUACACUGGAAGACACCUCUGGUGAAAAAUCUUAUAGGCUGAGAGAGAGAGAAAAAAAGAGAGAGAAUCCAUUAACAGGUUUCAUUCCCGAGCAGUGUGUGUCUUUCUGUGGGAAGGAGCCAAUAAUACUAGCAAAAGAAACCAGGAGAGCAGAAAACCCACCUGGGAUCGCGGGAGUCCUGGGACGGACGGCUUUUUUUUUUUUUUGGUGAAAAAUAAAUACAAAUGUGAGCACUGUUGAAUUGACCAGCUAACCAUGAGAGCAAAACCUCUGACAAAGCAAAACCUCUGAAACAUAAGCUGAAACUAAACAACAAAUAUAGAUAUAGGCACAUUCUUUUUCAAUAUGUGGGAGAAAGGAGAUGUGGGAUUUUCUCACGGGGCAAUGCAGCGUUCAGCUGGAGCCAGUACGCAGAAGGGAGUGAUCCUGGACUUCCUGUGGUCACCCACUGCUUUGCAGUGCAGUCCCUUCUUGGCUUUGGUCCCAAUGAAGUCUCCCCUUGCGCAGGUGGUCCUUCAACUUCCAUCUGCCACCUUUGCAAUGAGUAAAGAGCCUGAGACACUCCCGUUCCUGCCCAUAUGGUUGUUCACCUAGAAUGAGCAAUGCUCCUCAGGUGGGACCUUUUCAGUGGCUUCCUUCACAGCAAAGCUUAUGUCCCAUGUGCUGGUUGGGUUUCCGAAUGUGAGCUUUGGGGGAGGAAAAGCAAAAAGGUGAGAAUUCCCUUAGAAGCUGAGGUUGGCUCAUUUGUAGUCCGCUCUGUUUCUAAAAAAGCAAGAAGGCAAAGAAAAAGAAGAGGAGUGACCCAGAGCAGGCUUUAGUCCUGGUUGCGGGUCUGCUUCCUUUCUUCGGGAGGGAAGUGGAACAGGAAGGUGUGCACAGCAGAGCUUGGGGAGCUUUGGCUUUGCCUCUUUUGCCCAUACAGUCACAACACAAAUGGCUUGGUGCCACGUUGGGCUAUUGGAGAGUAGGAUGAAGGAGAAAGGAAAUGAUGGGGGUCCUGAGUGAUGUGAGCAGCACAAAAGGGACACGUGGCCUACCUCAAGUCCCACUGCCCUAAGCAGAAAGAAAGAAAGAACAUGCGUGUAUCUUUCCCCAUCCCUAUAAGGUGUUCCUUGAAAAUGAGAAAUGUUCAGGUGCCUCUUGAUGGGGGUCACUUCACUUGUAUACAAUAAAUCCCCCCUCCCUUUGCUUGCUGCCACCCUCCCACCCCCAGUUUAACACUGAAGCCUCAUUGACUGCAAUGGUUUGUGCAUUUCCUUGCAUUUAUUUGUGUGUACUUUUAUGGAGCAUUUUUAAAAAAAACGAAAAGAAAUGGGAUUAUAUAUGGGCGUUUGGGAAAGAUGUGUCCUUUCCUAGAAACUGCCAUGUUCCUGCUGCCUUUUCACAUUUCUAUGAUUUUAAUAUUUGGCAAAGCAUUCCUUCAUUGUUUAGCAUCGAAUACAUAUCGGGCAUGCGAGCCAUCAUUUGCAUCCUCUGUGCUGGCCGGCAUUGCUCUCUUGCUUUCCUAGAGACUAAAUGCAAUUAAGGUUUGCUUGUGUGAGUGUGUUUAUUUUGCAUUAUAUGAGAAAGCCAAUUCUUUUUGUUUGUUUGUUUGUUCUAACCAUAUGUUACAUUACCAAAUGUCAAUUAAAAAUUAUAAUGUAUAAAUAAAUAAAGCAACUCAGUAGAUUUUCAAGGUUAUCCAAUGUAAGUAACUGAAUUUUCCCCAAGAAAGGUCUCUAGCUCUCCUUGUACCUAAUAUUUUACUCUUUUAUGUAUUCGAUCCAAUAGAAUUUAGCCCAGUUCUCACUGGCAUGGUCAACAUAUUUUCAAGGCAGUACUAUUUUUGAACUGCAGAACGGGACUCGUUUAAUCUAAUUUUCUAUAAACAUAUAGAAAAUCGUCAUGUCAAGGAAUAAAUACCAUGCUGCUUUUUUAUAGGUGUAGAAUUUGGGAUUUUUUUCUACAUAGAUUCUCAGGUGGAGAUAAAUAAAAACAUGAAGGAAGAGUGUUUUGAAGCUUCUACAGUAGGCAUGGGCCAACUUCGGCCUUUCAGGUGUUUUGGAUUUCAACUCCCACAAUUCCUAACAUCUUACCGAUUGUUAGGAAUUGUGGGAGUUGAAGUCCAGAACACCUGGAGGGCUGAAGUUGGCCUAUGCCUGUUUUAUAGGCUCGACAUGCUGCCUUGAACUACUUCCAUGCUUGUUCUCACUCCAUAGGUUUCUGCUUUGUUGGGGAAGGAGAAGAGCCCUGCCUCGCAGGAAGACUGGGCAAGGAGAAAUUUGCCUACAAACCUGGGGACCCAUCUCAAAGUAGACAAUACUCUGCUAGACACACAAACAAUUUAAUAUAAGGCAACUUCUGAUGUAUAUUUCAGAGUGGGCUGACAAACUUUAGGUAUUGGUAACCCAAAGCGAUUUUUCUAAGCAUUCCUUCUUCUCUAGAUCCAAAAGUAAUAAUAAAAAACUAGUCAGUGCUGCAUUAUCUUCAAAUGCUUAGGAGGCAUUGAAAACCUUCCCAGGUUAUAACUUGGGGAAGCCUUGCUGGGCCAGAGUGCAGAUGAAUGGAAGAAGGAAAAGGGCUUCUCUCUAUGCAUUCCAGUCUGCAGAGUAUGUGUCGUACUCCAGCUUCCUGUAAAAUGGAAAAGCUCCCUAAAAGACUGGUUUUAUGCCUUCACUUAUGAUCUUUCGCUGCAGACUUCUUGUCUGAUCUGGGAAGCUUCUGUCUUGCUUUAUGCUUCAGUCUUCCAGCUAUGUAGUUUUCGGGUGGAAUGAAGUGAUGUUAUGGUAUUCAAUACUUGACUAUAUUGUAUUGUGGUUUUCUAUAUUAGUUUUCUAAAAUCUUCUAAAUCUUGAGAAUCCCAGUUAGAAAAAGAAGAGCAAGAAGUCCUGAAAUAACAAUAAUAAUGGGUUGCUAUGAGUUUUCUGGACUACAUGGCCAUGUUCCAGAAGCAUUCUCUCUGGAAUAUGGCCAUACAGCCCGGAAAACUCACAGCAAUCCAGUGAUUCCGGCCAUGAAAGCCUUUGACAACAACAACAACAUAAUAAUAUUAACAACAACAACAACAAUUUUAUUUCUUACCCACCUCUCCCCACAGCUCAAGACGGGUCACAGCACAGUUAGAAAAACACAAAUACUAUAAGAAUUCUACAAACACACAUUAAAAUUCGGUUCCAUAAAUGAUACUGAUCAAAGGAUUUCUGUAAAAUACAUACUAAUCACACAGGACAGAGACCAAAACACAUGACAUGAGUUUAAAAUUCAUGCUUAAAACAUAAAUGCACAUGAUUAAGAUGCCCUGCCUGCAGUCUGAAAUAGGUACAGCAUUAGCAGCAUCUUAAGGAGAACUAAGGCCUUACUUACAUGGAUAACCUCACUGACUGCAACUGAUUUACUUAUUACUGAAAUCUGGUGCAAGAUCAAAUUGUACUUGUCAGACUCUUAACUGUUCUAAAAAACUGCAUUGCUGUUACUGCCAUGAUCAUUUCACAUGUAUUUUUUUCUAAUUAUUGAAUUGUUAACACCAUUUUUUUCUACAACAAACUAUCAACUCAAUGUUGUUUUCAUCUGAGAUGAUCAAGAGGAAAGAACUGCAUUAGUGCAUUUAGUAAAUGAAUACAUAUUUAUUCGACAGAUUUAUGAAAGAAGUUGAUAUAAUAAGAAGAGAGAAAAAUGGGGGGACAAACAGCGGGUAUUGCAUGCUACCCAAUAUUCUAGAAACCCCUGUUCUAGCACUUGAGGAAAAAAAUGCUGUAUUUUUCAUUGUGAGCAAAUAGUUGGGUAUCCCAGGAAACAUGAAAGUGUAGCAUUAUAUAAAGACCUUAUCUGGGACUUUUCCCACAUGCAUGUGUGAGACUUUUUUAAAAGCAAAAUUGCACUUGAAACACUUUUUAAUAUAAAAAUGCAUAAGAUGAACAUGGCAAAAAUGGUGAGCAAUAAAACCUUAUUUUCUAGCUGGAUGGUGAUAAUAUCUUUUUUAGAGAUGGAAAUUAUUUCCUUUUUGAUUUGGGGGUGGCUUAAAGAUAGACAUCUUCGUUCGGACGUGUAUUGAGUUGUUUCCAUUUGUUUUCUUUUUUUAGACAGGAAGGGAUUUAGCAAUCCUGCUCCCAGUUAAUUCAAUGGCAGUUGGGGAUCUGAAAGGCAGGGCUGGAUCCUGCAAACACAGGACUUCCCUUCACUACACAUGUGGACCCGGUCCAUGCUUCGUAAUGGUGGGAGGCCCACUGAUUAAGCUAUAAAAAGGGAUGCUUUUGUUUCCCCGGAAUUUUCUUUGAGUCAGUCUGUGGUUUGUUGUGUCUGAUAUCGCCACCACCAUAAAAUGUCACUGGACAUUUUAAAAAAGCACGUUUUGUUUAACUUGUUUUGUUUUUUAAUGUAAAAGUUAAUAGAGUUUUUUUGCCUUUUGAUGAAAGUGAUGGUGAAUGUAGAGCAUCUGGUGAGCAACAUUUAACUCCACAACAGUUAAGCACAACUAUUUCACAAUAUUUUACUUUGGAAAGUGUAAAAGCUACUAUAUUCUUCGCUUUAUUGCCGAAUAAUAAUUUGACUGAGGUGGCAGAGGCUUUUCAAUACUUCAAGGCAGUGAUUCCUAAACUAUCGUUUUCCACAAAUCGGGAAACCAUCACCAUUGGCAGUUAGAGACCACCACCAUUGGCAGUUAGAAAUCACCACCAUUGGCAGUUAGAAACCAUCACCAUUGGCAGGCCACGUAGAUCUUCUGGAAGUUCUAGACUGUUAUUAAGUAGGAGCCAUAGUUAGGAACCAAGGCAGAUUAGUGUGUAAUAUAUACUGUUUUGAUGCUUAAUUUGCAAAGCUAAGUUCUGUUUGCUUCCCACUGUUACUUAGAGGAUUGUGUCUUCUUUGUCAAUAAAGCAACCUGCAUUGGUUUGAAGCCGGUAGCCCAGUGCCAUGACAUUUAGUAGAACCGGGUCCCAUAGGGAAAAUUAAGAAUUAUUUGAAGCCUGUUUAAGACAGUUUCGUAUGUCAACCAAUCUUGAUUUCUUGUAAAUUGUACCCAUUUAUUCAUUUGUCUGGAUUAAUAAGACAGGUAGGCAUGCACAGAGCGCAGUGUUUUGGACCAAAGCCAUUGUCUCUGAGCGAUGAGCAUGCACUAGUGGCACACUGCCCUAUUUCCCAUUCACCGGCUUUUACCACCUGGAUAAAAGGUUCUUUCCUCUCCAUCAGCCCUUUGGUGCUCGAAGGAAGGAAGGUCCGGGACCUGAAGUUAUUCCAGGCAGGGAAAGGUAUGUUUCAAAAGUUAAGGUAUGUUUUCCUAUUUGGCCAACUCAGUGCUUUGAGACCUCAGUUCUAACCAAAGGCAAUAAAACUAGAAGCAGACGUAGCUUUUAUUUCAAAAAUCAAUAACUAGUCAACUGUCUUACCAGAUUACUUAGCAGGUGCUUUUUUUAACUGAUGGGAGUUAAGUCUCUCUCUCUCUCCUUUCUUUUGGAAUAAUCUAUAUAUAUAUAUUUAUUAAAUGUAUUAAUGUGUGUGUGUUUUGUUUAUAAAUGUUCCCCUUUCCCCAUCCUGCUGAUGUUUGCCUACCAUUUAAUCUUGUACAUUGGGGUGGGGGGGCAGGUUUUCAAGACAAUCAAUGUGUACCAUAAUGACUAUACAUAAGGAUAUGGAAUUAAACAAAACAAACAAAACCCCACAAAUUGUAAAGCAUGGGCAAAAAUACAUUUUAUUUUCAAAAACGCUGUUCUUAACAAAAAUGAAACAAAACAAAAUAAAAUAAAGGCUUUACUAUUUACUUACAA